AUGGAAGAAUAUGAGGUGUGGAAAAAUGUAAUCUGGUUCAGACAGUUUAUCCCAAGGCAUGCAUUCAUUUUAUGGUUGGUAGUUCAGGAAAAACUGUUAACUCAAGAUAAAAUGGUUAUUUGGAAGCAGAAUGCAGAGUAUAAAUGUGUAUUUUGUAAUGAGUUUGCUGACAGCCAUGAGCACCUCUUCUAUAAAUGCAGAUAUAUAGGAGAAAUAUGGAAGCUACUAAGCCAAAGAUUCUAUCAAAUGCAGCAGGUGGACAGUUUGCAUGAAGUGAUCAGAAUUUUAGCCAGAGAUAAGGAAAAUAACAAUUUAGGAGUGGUGGUGAAUAGAAUUAUGGUGGUUGCUGCUGUAUAUUAUAUUUGGCAGGAAAGAAAUGCUAGGAUAUUCAGAAGUCAAGAGAGGAAUAAGGAGGGAUUAAGCCAAAUUAUAAGGGACAGUGUUAGAACUCAAUUAUUGUCCAUCAAAGUGAGGAAAACUAGAAAUGUAGAACAAAUUGCAGAUAUGCGGGGAGCUGAAAUGGAAGGGUAA
Molecule: messenger RNA, 531 nt
Organism: Erigeron canadensis
Lineage: Eukaryota; Viridiplantae; Streptophyta; Magnoliopsida; Asterales; Asteraceae
Exons: 1
Coding region: 1-531 (176 amino acids)
Source: RefSeq, a predicted model, not a curated record